AUGUUCCCUCCCUUACCUGCUCCUUCCGAUCCAGAGAAAGAGGUCUCCGACAAACUCGUCUCCAUUCUUCGACGACAUUUCUUAGUUCCAAUACAUGUGGACAGAAUAUGGCCGCUGGCUGGUCACUUGCAUUCUUUCUAUCUAGUUCAACUCUCAAACGAGACUCAUUUAUUGCUCAAAUGCUCCCCGAAGCCGACAACGCCGCUAAUACGUCGUGAACAUAUAAUGCUGGACACAGAGGCACGAGCCUUGUCUCUUUUGAGUCAUAUGCCGUGCAUCCCACAGCUUCUCCAUUACGACCCCCUAGGAGAUUUGCUCGGACCAUCUUUUUUACUACGCCAUUACAUCCCGGGUACAAGCCUGGAUAAGAUAGACUCCCAGCUCUCUAUCCAAGAGCGAGAUUCUAUUGAGAGAAGCUUAGGCCUUUUGGCAAAGCGGAUUGCGCAGCAUACCUCAGAGUCCUUUGGAAGUCUAGGGCAGGUGGCGAGUGCAGGAGGAACAAAAUCCUGGAGAGAGGGCUUUCUCAUACUUUUCGAGGGGCUGCUUCGAAACGCGGAAGACGUCUUCAUCAACCUCCCUUAUGGAGAAAUUAGAUACCAGGUGCACCGAGCAUCGCCAGCGCUGGAUGAGAUUUUGACACCACGACUGGUGGUGAUCGACUUUGGUCAGCCAUCGCAGGUACUGGUGAAUGAGAGCAAACGGCUAUGUGGGAUCUCCAGCUUUAGGACGGCGGUCUGGGGAGAUGUGUUUAUGGCAAAGAUUUUUGAGAAUCCGUCACCUUCUGUGAUAGAUGGGUUUGGAUCUUGCUAUGCGAAAACUCAGACAGGAGGAACUCGGCAGCUUCUAUACUCCUGCUAUCGAGCCGUUAACGAUGUUGUCCUGCAAUACUAUCGGAAGAGUCGAGACACAGCUGCUGAGAUCAAGGCAAGGAGAGAGCUGAUGACGGCACUAGCGAAAAUGGCCGCAGUGUGA
Molecule: messenger RNA, 972 nt
Organism: Aspergillus nidulans FGSC A4
Lineage: Eukaryota; Fungi; Ascomycota; Eurotiomycetes; Eurotiales; Aspergillaceae
Exons: 2
Coding region: 1-972 (323 amino acids)
Source: RefSeq, a predicted model, not a curated record